UCGCGAUUCUUCCAAGGCUUCCGAAUAUUCUCAAAUGGAUUUUUUCAUUUUUUACGUUUUUUUCGGCUCCUGGGCCUCCUAGAGCCAAUACCUGCCAGCCCAGUCAGCCACGUUCUCCGUGGUAAUGCCUUACCGACAGGCACGUUCACCAUCGUAGAUCAUGCACCAUCGCUACUAAAUUUUGCGGGAUAGUUUGCGGGCCACCCAUACGUGUUAGCAAUCUCCCCUAUAAUCUUUGGGAAGAGUAGAUUAAUUGCAACUAUGAAUUUUUAAAUAUUAAAAAUGCUACGUGCAAAGCGUCGAUCAUUCAAGUACCACGUAGGAGAAGCCCUCGGUGCUGGAAUAUUUUUAUUUGUGUUUUGUGAAUAUCUAAUUUAUUAUGUUGUCCUUUUACAGUGCGGAUGGCCUGUUCUGGACCCCCAGAAAGUGGAUCCAAUAAUUCCAGCUCCGCAACCUGUGGAGAGGCCUGUCAAGGCGAUGUUUAUUGCUGACACUCAUUUGUUGGGGUCACGAAAGGGUCACUGGUUCGACAAACUUCGAAGGGAAUGGCAGAUGUACAGAGCCUUUCAGACAGCUAUAGUUCUCCACAAACCCGACAUUGUCUUUGUACUAGGGGAUGUUUUCGAUGAAGGCCUCUGGUGUAGCUCCUCUGAGUUCGAGAACUACGUCAAGAGAUUCCAUUCUCUCUUCGCAGUACCGAAGAACACUUAUCUCUAUGUAGUAGCUGGAAAUCAUGACAUGGGAUUUCACUAUGUCAUAACUCCAUACUUGAAUCAAAGAUUCAUGAAUGCUAUGAAAGCCCCGAGUGUAAAGAGAGUGACAAUCCGGGGGAAUCAUUUUGUUCUAGUCAACAGCAUGGCCAUGGAGGGAGACGGCUGCUUCCUCUGCAGAUCAGCUGAAGUGGCUUUAAAUAAAAUAGCCAAACAUUUGAAAUGCGCCAGAGGCAUUGGCGAGUGCAAUGAACUGAAAUCAAUUGACAGAUACAGCAGGCCAAUACUCCUCCAGCAUUAUCCUAUGUAUAGGGAGUCUGACUCGUUAUGUUCAGAGCCAGAUGAGGCACCUGAGGAGAUUAAAGAUAUAAAAUUCAGAGAGAGGUGGGAGUGCCUAUCCAAAGAGGCAUCUAAACAACUUCUGGAUAUUCUCAAUCCCAGAUUGGUGGUUGAUGGCCACACUCAUCAUGGCUGCAGGACAAUGCAUGGUCAGGACAUUCUGGAAGUCACUAUUCCAUCCUUCAGUUGGAGGAAUAAAAAUAACCCCUCGUUUUUAAUGGGUGUGUUCACUCCCAACAACUAUGCUCUCUCCAAAUGUUACAUGCCAGAAGAAUCAACAGUCAUAUCCAUUUAUACUUAUGGUGGUUUUUUCAUCGUAAUUUAUUUACUCAUCAAAGCAACACAGAGAAUGAAUCGUCAUAACUUUUUGAAACUCGACUGACAAAUGUUUUAUUGAUAUGAUUUCAAUGUCCUCGAUGUUCUGUUUCUUCAUAUUUAAUUUUAUACACAACAGACUUGGUGCAACAGUAUGAAGAAAAACAAAAUGACCAUUGACGAGCACAGCAUGACAGUGUACAUAAAAUAAAUAAUCAUUGGCGGAAAAAAUCUUUCGUUCCAGGUAAUUUUAUUCUCAUUCUCCCAAUGAUUGAUGCCUUUUACACUAUUAAGAAAAAUAAUGAGAAUAGUAAAUACUCGUUGCAGAUACGAUGUUGCCGCCUCAAGAAUGUGACAUAUUUAAUUCACAAGUGAAGUGAUAAAACUCAGUGUAACAAUCCUUUUUCCAUCUCAUUAGAAAACGGACGAUAGUUUUUGAAAAAAAGUUUAUCAACUAGCAAGACAAAUCCCGUGAUAUAAGAAUUUCUGUACUGCAACAAUUCGUAGGUAAUAUAAAUAUAUUAUUUUUUAUGGAAAA
This is a messenger RNA of Diachasmimorpha longicaudata, 1902 nucleotides long. It is a transcript of the gene PGAP5, whose product is annotated as metallophosphoesterase 1. NCBI's taxonomy places the organism in Eukaryota, Metazoa, Arthropoda, Insecta, Hymenoptera, Braconidae. The record is from RefSeq and is a predicted model, not a curated record. Gene Ontology annotation, molecular function: hydrolase activity. The coding region runs from base 283 to 1431 and encodes 382 amino acids. Gene Ontology annotation, biological process: GPI anchor biosynthetic process. The transcript is spliced from 5 exons.